AUGCAUGUAAUUCAAUCAAAUCAAGAUUCUGAUAACUCUCCAAAUGAUAAGGAAGAUUGGAUAGCAUUAGGUGGGCACUCUUAAAGUUAAGCAAUAGUAUAAACAACUUCAAAUAAAAGAGCUUUUAUGGCUCUAUUGCAAUACAUAGCAGGCUUAAAAUGGGCAUACUAUGAUUAAUCAGAAACAUUAGCCUCAAUCGCUUCUUGUAAAUUUGCUUCUAAUGGACUUUAAGUUGUGUUUUUAACAACAAAACCGAUGCACAUUAUUGUUAUUGAAACUUUAACAGGUAGCAUAAUAAAUAUGCUUAAAACAUCAAAUAGAAAUGAAUAAACAAUCUAUGGUUUAGAAUCAAGAAUUCAAUCUAAUGCUGGUGUAUUCUUAGGGUAUCAAAGUUUUAACGGUGAGCAACCAAAAAACUGGGUGAUUAUGGAAUUUAAUUAGACUUCUGGUUAAACUUUAUGGGCAAUGUAUGUUGGAACAAUUGAUUCAGCAACUUAGCUUUAAGAACUUGCUUACACUGGGGUUUAAAAUGAUUAUGAGAGAUUAUAUUUGGUAGGUAGAAAUGGCCAAAAUUAAAAUAUGAUUGCCUCAAUAGAUUCAUCAAUUGGAAGAUCAAUCACUAAAUUUCAAAAGAUUUACACUUAAAAUUCUCCUAACUUUAGAAUUAAGCAUGUAAGUGUGAAGCAACUAACCCUAGCUAUGUGUGGUGAUGAUGGAAUUCCAGUUGGAACAGUUGAAUAUGAUAAAGUUUGGGCAUCUUUUGCUACUAUUACUAAAUCAAAUGACAAUCUAAACUACUAAAGGGAUUACUAGUUUAAUCAUCCAAAUAAUAAAUAUUGUGGUGGUGUGUUUACGGAUGCUUAGUAUCUAUAUGUCUUAGUUAUUUCAGAUAGAUAUACAGCAGGACAUUAUCAAGCUUUUAUAUAUAAAAAGGACAUUGUUUAGUUCACAGAUAAUCACUUAAAGGCCAUAGACCUUUCACCAAGUACUUCAGUUCUCUAUCCUAUUAUCAAUACAUUUCAAGUAAAAGCUGAAAAUGGUAAAAGAACAUUCUUUUUCUCAGGAUCAACAGACGCUAUAGCAAAUGUGAAUUUAAACAAAAGGACAAAUUUUGUCCAGAAGUUCACAUUCGAUGCAACAACAUAUUCUUGCAUUGCUUAGAAUAAUUAUGAUUCUUUAAUUGGCCAAUUUUUAACUAAUGAAGGAUCUACUAGUACCUUUAUAGGCUCUACUUAAGCAUUAGGCUUAUGGGUAGAUAGUUCCAGCAACAUUAUUAAUGGUGUUUCUUUUGAUAACCUUACUUAAGUAGACUAUUAAAAUUCAUUAAAGCUAGACAGAAUAAAAUAUUUCCCUAAAUCUCACGAUGCUUGCCAGAAUUUACCUAAGACUACCACAAUGAACAAAAUCCUUGAGGAUUAGACAUACUACGUUAGUUAAUCAGCUAAGUAUUAUCGAUUUGAAACGUUCAAUUAGAUUAUAGGAAAUAAAAUAUGUUCAGAUAUCACAUUCUUUUUCUUUGCAGAGCUUAAACAGGGUACAGAAUUGCCCUCAUUCAUUAAGUUUGAUGGUUCAAAUAGGAUAUUCUAAGUGUUUACAAACUUGACAUAAAAUGCAAAAAGCUACGACAUUAAAGUCACUGGGUACCCAUCUAUUGGGGAGCCCACAUCAUUUUAUUGGACUCUGAAUAUCAAACAGAACUUACCACCGAAAUUUUCUAGUACAUUAAAGAAUGCAAAACUUUACUAUUAUGAGUUAAAAAGAAUUUAAUUGCCUGAAAUUAGCUUAGUUACAGAUGCGCAGGUAUUUAUAUCAGUGACUCUUCAUGAUAAACUUUACCUACCAUAAUGGAUAGACUAUGAUCCAACUAAGAUGCAGAUAUCUUUCAAUCCAAAUAGCUCUAAGAACAUUGGCUAAUAUGAUAUUGAUGUAAUCCUGACAGAGUCUAUAUCAUUCUUAACAACUACAGUCACAUUUACUGCAUUUGUAGUUGACAAGAAUUUCAAUCUUACAGAUGCAGAUAAAUAUCAAUAUUUUGAUGUGAAACUUGAGGCUUUUAACGAUGGACUUGUCACAUUAAUGUUUAGUACCAUCUUAGUUAAUUACAAUAGUAUUAAUCUGACUUAGAGCCUGCAGUUAAGGAUAACUGGAGAUGCUGAAUUUGAAGAUGAUACGUAGAUAGAUGAUGGUGUGGCAUCACCUUAUAGCUUCACCUAUACAGUUUUAAACAUCAAUCAAACAAAUAUUGAUUUCCAGCUUUAUUUUGAUAAUCCCAGCUAAAUUGGUUUGUUCCGGAAUCCUGACUAUAUAAAUGUAAAGUUCUUAAACAAUAAGACAUUCCUUGGGGAGAAACUAGAAGUAGUUAGAAAUACGAGUUUAAAUUCUCAAGCAGUAUUGCCGAGACUCAUAAAAUAUUAAGCUAUUUCUGUUAUUAGAGGAACUAAACUAAAUCAUAUGAUCAGAUUAAUACUUUUAUUGCAAUUUAUGGAAUAUUUGCCCUUGCUUAAUUUAAAUCUACCAACAUUCUUGGUAUUUGGGUUCUCUGAUAUAUCUUAUUACUGCUUUUCUUGGACUAGACAAAGAAGCAUCUAUCGGCAUCUGUUUGAAGAUAAUGAUGGUCAAUCAUUUGGUUUUAUUUAUAGAUACAUUGGUAUAUAGAGCAAGAACUUUUUAAACAACAUUGGAGACAUUUUCCUUAUCACUAGUUUGUUGAUAUUUAUAUAUCUCAUUCUGUAUGUGAUGAGUAAAGCAUGCCAAAAUAGAAUAUCGAUUGUUAAGUAUAUUAUGAAUGCUAGAGAUUUAUACAAUCUCAAUUCUAUUAUAUUAUAUCUCGAUUUACUUUUUUUCCCGUUAAUGGUCCUCGGAUUUAAGUCUAUAAAUCUUGGAAAGUCUAAUAAGUAUCAAGGAAUUGUCUCAUUCUUCUUUGCACUAACAGUAACUGUUAUUAUGCUAUGCUUCUUUGCGCUAUGUAUAAUAUUGAUAUUCAAGAAAUUCGGUAGACUUAAUGAGGGAACUAAAAAGCAGAAAUAUGGAUCUUUAUAUUAGGAUUUAAAAACAGACUCUAAAGUUUCUGUGGUUGGUCACUAAUUUCAGUUAUUCAGGUCACUGCUACUAGCUUUGACUAUUGUGUAUUUAGAUAGCUACCCUAAGAUUCAAACAUCAGCUAUAUUUAGCUUAACAACGAUACUGCAGCUCUAUUAUUUGAUCUAUCAGCCCUAUGAAAAAGGUCUUGAUAAUAUAAUCUCCAUCAUAAAUGAAUCUACACUCCUGGUAGUAGCGAUAUUUUACUUCUUUUUCUCUGAUAUGACUUAUAAGAUUUCCCCUAAAAUGACGGCUGGUUGGUACCUUAUCUUUAGUUACACUUUUAUCAUUCUUGUGAAUGGAGGUUUCAUCAUCUACAAAAUUAUCUAUGAUUUUAGAAUAAAAAAAGGUUGGAUUAAGCAAUCCUAAAACUUAUCAGGGGAUAGUUAGACAGUUUAGAUAAAACCUGAAAAAGGUGAUGGGGUAGAUUCAUUUAAUACAAAAGAAAUUCCUAAUGAAAUCGAUGAAUCUAAAAAAUAUAAAAGACGAAGAAGCACUAAGGUUAAGAAUCAAGAUGAUAAUGUAGCAGUUUUUUAUGAUCAAAGUCCUAAUUAGAAUCAUAAAUAAGGUGCUUUGAACUAGCAGCAGUACAAGAACGUCAAAAUUAAUGAAUCAAAUAUAACAGAUAUGAGCGUUUAUAAUGACCAAAGAUAAAACUAUGUAGCCUAGGACAUUGUUUAUUAAGAUUUGGAAUUAGAUGUUGAAGGAGGAUAAAUACCACAAUUUGUACCAAAAUCAAAGUAAACUCUAGAUUCAGAUAGGAAUGUCUUCUCGACUAAUGAUGUGAUGCCAAUUACAAAGUAGUAUUUUAGAAGGAUUUUGAAUAGAAAUGAGGACAAAAUAUCUAAUGGUGAAGAUGCCUAGUCGAUGAGCAGUAAUCAAAAUUAGUAGUAGAAUAAAUAUAUAAGAGCUAAUCCGCGAACUGUUAAAAUCAAAUCUGAAUUCAAGAAAAAGGAAUACAAAGAUGACUGA
This is a messenger RNA of Stylonychia lemnae, 4050 nucleotides long. NCBI's taxonomy places the organism in Eukaryota, Ciliophora, Spirotrichea, Sporadotrichida, Oxytrichidae. The record is from the annotation of a GenBank genome assembly.